UUGACCUAUGACCUCAAAUUAGCUGAGUCAUCACUGUUGAAUUGGACUGUGUCUCUGGUACUCGACUGUGUUCUGUCACUUGUACUUGAUCUCUGCAGUGUAUCUAUGGCGUGCUAUGCUCCGUCCAGUGAGAGCCUGUUGAGACAAACAUCCAGACAGUCAUCAAGUGGAGAUUACAAUUCACAUUGUUUCAGUGUGUUCAGUGAUGAACUGGAGUUUCUACAGAAUGUGUAUUUUGACGACUUAACGUACAAGUCAUGUGACCAGGGUAGCCAUAUCCUCCAGUUCCGGGUCACCCCCAGUACAGGAGAUGACAAGGAGAAACAGUACGUCUACCUGGUGCUCAACAUCACUGUGGCAAAGGAGUACCCUCAUGUCGUUCCUGGGUGCUCGCUAGGGCAGUCUCGUGGUCUCUCAGAUACUCACUUGAAGAGGUACGUAUUGGCUACUUGAUCCUACGAAAUUUGAGAUAGCAUGUACAGCAUUGACCGUGUUACGGGUGCACAACACGUGGGAAACAAUGUUUCAUGAAUUAUGAUCACUGUAAGAUAUUCAGAGCCCCCCUAAAACGUCAUUCUCAUGCCCCCUAAUGGUGAAGAUCAGUUGGAAAAGAAAAAAUACAUUUUUGACUUUUGUGAAGAUAGCUAGAGAUACAAAAAAUUCUUUUUGUCACACUAUGAGAUCUUUAUGUACGUAGAAUGCUUCUAUGACUGGUGUACUACGUUGUAUGGUCUCAAGUGUCAGUUGGAAGUGCAAGUUUUAGUACAACUGUAGUAGAAUCUAUUGCAGACAGCGGUACAUGUACUAUCUAGCCUAGAUUUUACUCAACGUUAGAUACAUAGCCUCUAUUAAACCCCGGCAUAACACGGAUAUAAUUCGAGGUAACUUCCAUUUUCAAUCCCUCUCCCUCUUUAAUCUAUGGUACAAUCAACCCUUUGGCACAUCAGCAGUGGCUGCAAAUAAGAAACAUGAUAUGUUGGACACGUGGGGCCUUCACUCACCUGGCUAACAGUUCUUGUAGUGUAUUACGGAGCAGAGGAGGUGCGAGGCACAUGAAGUUUUUCAUGCCUCGGUCAAAAUUCAAUUGCGUGUUACCAAUGUUAAUAUGCAUGUGUAAAGUGUCUACUAUAUGUGAGUGUCUACUAUAAUUAUGUGUUACUCUGUUACCAAUACACUGGUAUUUCAUUUUAUGUGCAACCAAUAUACAUAAUAUCUAUAGUGCUCAAAUUAAUGAUUGGGGUUAAAGACAUGUAUAGGGUAGCUUCAUUAAUUAUUAGUUAAACAGUUUUCAAUGCGUUUGAGCCUUCACGUUUAGUGCUAGCAUUUCCGACUACUGUGAUAAUAGUCAUUUCCGAGUGCACUCUGUUUGACUUCCUAGUACAAAGCUCUUCUCUCCAGUUCUUUCUCAACCUGGUGUUGAAAUAGAGCAGUGUGAUUGGGUAGGACACUCCCUGUAGACAGCUGAUAAAAGCAAAUGUCACACCUUCUGCGAAAUUGGCCCAGUUUCCAAGGUAAUCUUUCACUCCUGCUAACUUUAAAACUUCAGAAAAUGCUGUGCCAAUCAAAUAACCUAAUAGUCCAUUGCAUAAGAUGAUAAACACCAUCAAAAUAGGCAUUAGCAGAAGUUUUCUGUUCAAGUGUCUGUAUUCUUGGAUUUUUUGCCUGACGGACAUUUUCUUAAAUAGCUGUACAGACCAAACUGAGGUUGCUAUGACUAUGACAGAAGCUGGGAGCAGUGUAGACACAAAAUAUGCUCCUAAAGAUAUGUUUUCAGGAUCACUUGAAUUUAUUAAUGUAGUAUUCUGUAUGCAUAAUGGCUGGCAAGGAUUUGAUGACGCUGGUAGAAGGAUUUGCGGAAUCAGUAGCACUGUGAACCAAAACAUUCCAGCCAGAAAACUUACUCCGAUGCAAGGGAUGAUCCUUCUGUAGCUGUUCCAUUGCUUCUUCCCUCUGAUGAUUUGUAGCUGUAACAAGCUCUGGCAAGUAAUUAUCAGUACAGAAAAAACAGUGGAAAAUGCACCAAACGAAUUGGCUAUGGAAAACGCUAUAAUGUUGCAUGUGCAACUAAGCAAGUCUGGUGAGACUGUUACGGUUAUUAUACAUUGACCAAUCUUGUCCACACAAAGCAUCAAUAACAAAGAACUAUAGAGCACCGUUAGAGGCUUGUUGCCAAGCUUGCUCUUGAUAAAGGCUGUGAAGACAGUGAGAUUCCAGAAUAGUGUCGACGGGAGUAUUACUGCUAAAUAAAGGAUGAUGUCAAUAGCUACGAGUGGUUGCCAAUACGGAAACUCUUGAGUAACAUUGCCAUUAUAGUCAUCGUAAUCUAGAGACUCCAUCUUUAACUGUUAUAAACUGUGAUUAUAUUAAAUUCUUGCUAUUCUCAAUAAAUUAGGUGUCGUUUACCCCUAUUCGGCUGAAGUGCAGGCAUGUCGGACCUCCUCUGGCUUACACUGCCACAUGCACAAGUUAUAUCAUUGUUCCACUCUAUACCGUUGCAAUGCAGGUGCAAGUGCAUGAUAGAGUCUAUAUAGGCUUUGAGCAACUUUUGGGAAUUUUGACCGGUGGAUUUUAAAACUCGCUUAGAGGCCAUUUUGAAGUCUUUUUAUAGUUUCAGUUCAGACUUAGCGUAGCAACUUGCGUAGAAAAAUCUGUAGCUAUUCUACUUAGUAUAGUUGUCUCUGCAGUAGAGCACAGCUAUUACUAUACCCGUGGCCUCCCACGCACGCCUCGGGUAAAUAUAAUAUGAUUAUCACAUAACUUUGAGCACGCAUACAUUAAUUGACUCGAUACAAAAAUAUUUAUCUAUUAAUAUAAUUUUAAGCCAGAUUCUCGUAAGGUCUAUAUGGAUGCACAGACAAAUCACGUUUGCAAGUUUGCCGACCCAACUUCCACUUUGAGUUAUGAUCUGUUGACCAUUGCUGUAAAAUGGGCUUCGUUGAAUUUUGAUACUUGUCUGGUAUUUCUGGUCGAAUGUCAACGACAAUAUUAUGGUAGAUAUCAUGGGUAAGAAGGGUCCGUGGGUAACUGCGAUGCUUUGGGUUUCGUAUUCUAAGACGAGGGUCGAUAACUACCUCUCCAUUAAAUAGGAUAUUGCACCUGAUCAUAGUAAACAAUUGUGAGUACCACCAGCUCACCGAAUCGUAUUUUGGUGUGUAUGGAAGUAUGUGGUCCAUCACUUGAUAGUGAAAGGCGUUAAGAAUAGCAUCCAUGUGGUAUAUUUGUACGUAUACUGUGAGUUCACAAUUCACCCCCUUGGACAAAUUUUCCGUAGAGAAACCCCUAUACUCGUUAUCUAGGGGGAUGAUAACUACAGCUGGUUGAAAGGUCUUGAGAGACUUCUCGUACAUUCUCCAUGGAUUAUGUGCGCUAUUUUUAAUCAUACUUUUCAGUUCAAGAUCAUCGUCCAUGAAAAUGUAGUACAUGUACUUUUCUUUCCUUUCUUUGGCUGCUUCGUAAAGCAAGUUUCUUCCAACAGUCCAGGUUGUAGACUUACUAGAGUUGAAUAUGUAUUGGACGUGACGCAAUGAUGUGUCAGCGCACUUCUGUUUGUAACUCAAGAUGAUUACAUCACACUGACAAGCGUCAGAGUCUCCAAUCACUUCGGGAGACUUUAAAUAAGUUGGUAUACAGUUCUCUGUUUGCGUUAGAUAGAGAAACCGAGCCGAUGCUAUUUCAAUUGUAAACGGCGUUAAGGGCUUAUACGUCAAGGGUUUUAUAUAAGCCCUUGAGAAAUACGGUAGCACAACCAUAGAAAUGCCAAGCAAAACCAGGAAUAAUAACAUCACCUUACCGAAAAGGGUUCGAUUGGCCAUCAUUUAGUUGAUUUACUGUUGUUGAGUUUUUUCUUUUAUAAAUGUAGCCUCGUUCCCAGGCCUUCUUUUUCUUGCUGAUGUAGUCGAGUUAGAGCCAUGCAGCGAUCAAUGUUCCAUGCGUCGCCAAUCAAUAAUCACAUGAAAUUGCGUCUACACGCAGUACAGGAGACUGAGUUGUAAAACAGAUGUGGAGAGCUGGGUCCCACCAAAACUAUCGAGAUAUUCGAUGAAAAUGAUUGCCUAGUAGAACUGCUACAACUUGAUUCUAAUACCAGAACUACUCUAGUAGUUCAGAGUAUCCAACCAUAAUUAUGGCAGUUGUAAGUAUCUGUCCUGACUUGAACUCUGAAACUCAUUUCAUGUUUACUUCAUAGUUAUUACACCAUUCUCGUGUAUGCAUGCGUAUAAUUAGAAAUGAAAGUGAAUAUUGAAUGAUUACACAAGACAAAACACGUAAAUAAAGUGAAUCUAGUAAAUCUACAAAACAAAGCAAAAAAAACAGGAAACUAAUACUAUAAUUAGAGUAAAUAAGUAAGUCUUUAGGUUAGAUUAAAAAUACUAUAUGAACAACAGUAUAUAGGCAAUUGUAGCGGGUAACGAGUUCCACAGGAAAACACUAUUAACAAAAAAACUAGUGUAUUUACAAACUAAGGAAAGACUAUGAGAAUGAAUAUGUAGGAGUAAAAAUCCGAAAAUUAAAGGCAAUCCAUUAUCUUAUACGUCUGACAACAGAUUAGAAUUAACUCAUGACAUUUAGCUGGAGGGAGCCAGUUGAGAUUUUGUCUACACUCCUCAGGAAGAAAACUAGACAGGUGGGAGCCCGUACGUUAGAGUACGUAUGUACAAUAGAAGCAAUGUCAGUAGCUUCCAGUUUGAAUGGCUACGCAAAUUGAAGGAUUCUGUAUUCGUCCAAUUUAACUGUAGAGAGUACACAUUUAUCAUAUCACUUCCUCUUUGUAGCUCGAGUGCCCCGUAUGUCGUGUAUAUCUAUAGACACAUCAACCUUGAGCUUUGACCCCUCUAAAACAAUGGCAACUCCAGUGAAAGGCGUUACAUUUCAACCGUUACCCAAAUUGAGAGCAUGGCAAAAUAAAAUGGAGGCAUUACUAUUGAAACAGCGGCGGAAAGGUGGAGUGAUUGACACGAGUCAAUCUGAUGUCAUUGAUGGAACAUGGGUGAGUACUGUUUCCACCAAUAGCAAAUGGACCAAUCUAUAAUUUCUAAAUGUAAAAGCGCUGAAGACAUCAAAAAAUCUGAAGUGCAAAUACGCAUGGCAUUUUCUUUUUCGAUUCUCAUUAAUGUUCUGUAAAUCUCCUCUCGCCUUCUUUAAUUUCUAGUAUGUGUGUGUGUACGUUUCUUUUGUUCACUGUGACGUUUCAAUUAUCAGAUAUCAGUACUUGCUUAGCAACACCGUAUACGUACGUAUUCUGUACCCAGCACAGCUACAUCUAACUGCUGUGUUAAAAAGGUGUGUUGCGUAAUAAUUAUCCUACUGUUAAUUAUGUGUUUUAUUUGGUGCAGUUACAGGCACUGUCAGUUUACUGUUUUUGUAUGUAUACCAUUUUUGAUGUCAGGAAUGAUGAUGUUUGAUUCAGCUGCGUCUUUGGCGGCUGCACAUGUA
Molecule: messenger RNA, 5433 nt
Organism: Halichondria panicea
Lineage: Eukaryota; Metazoa; Porifera; Demospongiae; Suberitida; Halichondriidae
Product: E3 ubiquitin-protein ligase RNF25-like
Exons: 5
Coding region: 106-453 (115 amino acids)
Biological process (GO): protein ubiquitination
Cellular component (GO): nucleus
Molecular function (GO): protein binding; ubiquitin protein ligase activity
Source: RefSeq, a predicted model, not a curated record